Molecule: messenger RNA, 1608 nt
Organism: Lipotes vexillifer (Yangtze River dolphin)
Lineage: Eukaryota; Metazoa; Chordata; Mammalia; Artiodactyla; Lipotidae
Gene: CD276
Product: CD276 molecule
Exons: 9
Coding region: 1-1608 (535 amino acids)
Biological process (GO): regulation of cytokine production; T cell receptor signaling pathway
Cellular component (GO): external side of plasma membrane
Molecular function (GO): signaling receptor binding
Source: RefSeq, a predicted model, not a curated record
AUGCUGUGUGGACCGGGCAGCACGGGUAUGCGUGUGGCCACUGCCCUGGGAGUGCUGUGGUUCUGCCUCACAGGUGCCGCAGUGGAAGUCCGGAUCCCUGAAGACCCCGUGGUGGCCCUCGUGGGCACUGACGCCACCCUGCGCUGCUCCUUCUCGCCCGAGCCCGGCUUCAGCCUGGCACAGCUCAACCUCAUCUGGCAGCUGACAGACACCAAACAGCUGGUGCACAGCUUCGCCUGGGGCCGCGACCAGGGCAGCGCCUAUGCCAAUCGCACUGCGCUCUUCCCAGACCAGCUGGCUCAGGGCAACGCGUCCCUGAGGCUGCAGCGCGUGCGCGUGGCUGAUGAGGGCAGCUUCACCUGCUUUCUGAACAUCCGGGACUUUGGCAGCGGCAGCGCCGCGGUCAGCCUGCAGGUGGCAGCCCCCUACUCAAAGCCCAGCCUGACCCUGGAUCCCUACAAGGACCUGCGGCCCGGGGACACGGUGACCAUCACGUGCACCAGCUACCGGGGCUACCCCGAGGCCGAAGUGUUCUGGCAGGAUGGGCAGGGUGCGCCCUUGACCGGCAACGUAACCACGUCGCAGACGGCUAACGAGCAGGGCUUGUUCGACGUGCGCAGUGUUCUGAGGGUGGUGUUGGGCGCUAAUGGCAUGUACAGCUGCCUGGUGCGCAACCCCGUGCUGCAGCAGGACGCUCAUGGCUCUGUCACCAUUACACCGCAUAGAAACCCCACAGGCGCUGUGGAAGUCCAGGUUCCCGAAGACCCCGUGGUGGCCCUCGUGGGCACUGACGCCACCCUGCGCUGCUCCUUCUCGCCCGAGCCCGGCUUCAGCCUGGCACAGCUCAACCUCAUCUGGCAGCUGACAGACACCAAACAGCUGGUGCACAGCUUCGCCGAGGGCCGCGACCAGGGCAGCGCCUAUGCCAAUCGCACUGCGCUCUUCCCAGACCUGCUGGCUCAGGGCAACGCGUCCCUGAGGCUGCAGCGCGUGCGCGUGGCUGAUGAGGGCAGCUUCACCUGCUUCGUGAGCAUCCGGGACUUCGGCAGCGCCGCGGUCAACCUGCAGGUGGCAGCCCCCUACUCAAAGCCCAGCAUGACCCUGGAUCCCAACAAGGACCUGCGGCCCGGGGACACGGUUACCAUCACGUGCUCCAGCUACCGGGGCUACCCCGAGGCCGAAGUGUUCUGGCAGGAUGGGCAGGGUGCGCCCUUGACCGGCAACGUAACCACGUCGCAGAUGGCUAACGAGCAGGGCUUGUUCGACGUGCGCAGUGUUCUGAGGGUGGUGUUGGGCGCUAAUGGCACCUACAGCUGCCUGGUGCGCAACCCCGUGCUGCAGCAGGACGCUCAUGGCUCUGUCACCAUCACAGGGCAGCCCAUGACAUUCCCCCCUGAGGCCUUGUGGGUGACCGUGGGGCUCUCUGUCUGCCUCGUCGCACUGUUGGUGGCCCUGGCCUUCGUGUGCUGGAGAAAGAUCAAACAGAGCUGUGAGGAGGAGAAUGCAGGCGCUGAGGACCAGGAUGGGGAUGUAGAAGGAUCUAAGACGGCCCUGCGGCCUCUGAAACACUCUGAAAGCAAAGAAGAUGAUGGACCAGAAAUAGCCUGA